Sinocyclocheilus grahami is the source of this 3252-nucleotide messenger RNA. Its product is annotated as leucine zipper putative tumor suppressor 2 homolog. The record is from RefSeq and is a predicted model, not a curated record. The annotation marks the transcript as partial. Lineage: Eukaryota; Metazoa; Chordata; Actinopteri; Cypriniformes; Cyprinidae. Gene Ontology annotation, biological process: regulation of synaptic plasticity; regulation of dendrite morphogenesis. Gene Ontology annotation, cellular component: dendritic spine. The transcript is spliced from 4 exons.
GCACUGACUGUUUCAUCCACCGAGCCAAAGAUGGAUUUCUCUGGAAACCAAGAACUGCUUCUGGAACAUAGAUUUACAAUUUCAGAGCAAAGCCCGACAAAACCAUCAUCUUCAGGGGGCUGUGUCCGAUCACCAAUUUCGAUGGAUGAAUCACUGAUACAGCAGCUAGAGCAGAAACUUCUAGAACGUGAAACCGAGCUGGUGGAGUUACAAACGAGCCUUGAUGAGAAGGAGUCAGACACAUGUCAUUUAUUUGAGGAGAAGCAACGGUACUGUGCUGAGGAGAUGGAGGGGUUGAAACAACGCUGUUCUACAAAACUCCGUCAAGUGUCUCAGAGGGCUUUGAGAGCCCAACAUUUAUUGCAGCUUCAGGUGAUACAACUUCAACAGGACAAGGAACGUCUACAGGAGGAGGUGGACCAGCUUAAUCGUGACCGGGACACUGCAGAAAGUCAUCUCCGAAUCUAUGAGAGCCAGAAAAACCUAGUACCCACUCUAGAAGAGACUCAGUGGGAGGUGUGCCAGAAGUCAGGUGAGAUUUCUCUGCUAAAGCAGCAACUUAGGGACUCCCAGGCCGAUGUUGGAAACAAACUCAGUGAGAUUGUCGGUCUCAAAUCCUCUCUGAAGGAGUCUAGAUGCAAGCUGGAAGAACUGGAAAAGAAGAUCAAGGAGUACGAGGAAGCACUUCACCAGCGGAGCGCUGAGGUUGAGGUAUCUAAAAAUGAGUUUCAAAGAAAGAAGAAUGAAGCUGACCUCCUCAGGGAGAAGGUGAACAUGCUGGAAACGGACAUCAAGGGCAUGAAGCAGGACUUAGCAAUGACCAAAGAGGAGCAACAACAGCUAAUGACCAUGAGAGCCAAAGUUGAGGAGCAACAGCUGCAACUGCAGAUAAGCCAAGCCCGGAUGGAGGCCUUUGGGACUGGUCAAGCCAAAUCGAAAGCCCAGGAUGGAACAAGUGCCAGUAAAACACUGAAUCAUAAUGGAGGGACUGCUGACUUGGAUGCCCUACAGAAGGAGGUAGAGAGGCUGAGAGGGGAACUGAAGGAAGAGAAGCAAAAGAAACAUAAGAUGAUGAAUAGCUUCCAGCAGGAGAGACAAACGUGGAAUAAAGAGAAAGACAAAGUAAUCAGAUACCAAAAGCAGUUGCAGUAUAAUUACCUACAGAUGUACAGAAAGAACAAGGACCUGGAGAAGAUUCUGAGGGAGCUAACGGCUGAGAUGGACAGUCGGACAGAGAUGGACAUGGACAGCCAUAACUCUGAACUGAACUUUGAAAAAAUUGUAGCUACAGAGAUAUGAGGUCAUAGGAUGAAUGUUUUCACAAUUAACCGAAUGGUCUUAAAAGGGUGAAUGUACUAGUGGGUGGAAUUCACAAAGCAAAAUUUAAAGGGAAGAAACAUGAUGUCACAGGAGAUUUUAAGAUGUCAUGAGAUGCUCGAAACUCAAGAGUAUAGCAUCACUUGUACAUACCACCAAAAGCUUUUCUCCUUUUAGAUCUACCACUUAACUAAAAAUCUUAGGACGUCAUCCAUGUGCAUUUCUGAAUAAGUUCCUAUUAAAUGUGCAGUAAGCUCUUUUGUUUAUUAUAAUUACACUCUUACUUAAGAUAUCUCACUGAAUUAGUGUUCCAUCAGUAACCAUCACAUCUGUCUCUGUGGCAGCCGUAAAUUCUGUAAACUCCAAAUAAUUGACUACGGUCAGAUUCUUUGUUUAGCCAUUUAAGCAUUUUCUGCCUGUCAGUCAUUUUGUGCAUUCAUAGGGCAGCCAGUGAAUAGGAAGCAGGUGUCUUAAAAAUGUGUGGCAGUUGAGACUUGAAUAAUUUAACUUAAACUAUUAACCAUAUUAAGUUUCAUAAGCAGUUGACAGUUGGUUCGUCAUGCAAGGAUACUAUUUUGUUAGCAUUUAGCUUUGCAACAAUGAGAUGUGCUACUGUUUUCCUGCUAAUCUCUGAAUACAAUGGUAAGGGUUAUAGAAAGUGUGUGCAAGUCUAAUUUAGAGAUUGUUUUUACAGAAGUUUCAGAAUGGCUAACAUUGCUUACAGCACCUUUAAUCUGUGCACAUCCAACCAAAUGCUUACCUCCCUCUAAUCCAAACAAUCCAGCUCUUCUUGCCUAAACCUCAAGCAGUUGUACAUUCUCACUACAGGGUGAUAAAGUUAUGUGAAUGUUUUGUUUGCUGUAAUUGCUAGUUUUGCACUCUCGCUUCCUUUUUAUAUGACAAGAAUCUUUAUCACCAGUGUCUUGGCAGACAGGCUCAUAGAAACAAUCUGUGUACAGGAAUAUAGUAGCUCAUACAGUGAGAUUAUGUCAUGUUGAAUGCAAAUGCUCUGUUCACAAAUGUCCAGACACAUAUUUCAUUGUUAAUCUAAAGUAUUUCACAAUUCCUUCGCAUCUUUUUAACAGUACUAUACUAUCAACUUUGAAGACUAGACAUUGUACAGUUUUUGUUAGAAAUGUAAAAGUACAGUCAAGUCACUUUCACUCGCAGACACAUGUGUGGGACAACAAGAAUGUUUCAAAAAAACAUUUGUACUACAGGAAUAUAUAAUUUUGAAAUGAAACUCACUCUUUUGAACCAAAAUAUGAUUUUAACUCUAUUUUAUCUUUUCUUCUAAAAAAAUUAAUAUCCUAGCUUUUGUUUUCCAUUCAAGAAAAGUGGAUGUUUUUCACUGCCAAACCACAAAAGUUGUUCACUCAUAUAGGCUAUUCCUUGUGUGAAAACUCUCAAAUCUCAGUUGUGUUUUGUUUGUGGCAGGAUUGUUCAUGUGACAUGAGAGCCAAUGCCGUUGGGCUUCAUGAAGACAAACAUUCCUCUAAGGAUGACAUUUUCUUCUAAUUGAAAAUAAGAAUGAUUGAGAUUUGAGAGAUUUGUAAGGGAAGAUUAUCAUUGAAUAAAGGCUUACAUUUUGGUCUAUUCUAUAAGCAAAACAACUGUAUGACUUGUAAAGACCUUGAACAUAGCUCAUGUGGACUACUUUUAUGUUUUUGGGGAAAAUAAUACUUGGUUAGAACAAUAAGAGUGAGUACAUGUUGACAAAAUGCUCAUUUUUGGACCAGUUCUGGAAUUGACUGAAGGAAUUGCCAUCCUGGGGGAAAUAUAGGUCUUAAAACUGACUGAACAACCAUUUUACUCUCCAGUAUGAGUAUUGAAUUUUAAUUAGUUAUCACUUCAAAAUGCUAUCUAUAAAAAGAUUUAUCUAGCUCGAAGAAGCCUGAUGGUACAACUGUAUGUUAUACAGAGAUGAAACAAGUU